Helobdella robusta is the source of this 1929-nucleotide messenger RNA. RefSeq lists its product as hypothetical. The record is from RefSeq and is a predicted model, not a curated record. The transcript has 9 exons. Gene Ontology annotation, cellular component: synapse; membrane. Gene Ontology annotation, biological process: positive regulation of axonogenesis; small GTPase-mediated signal transduction; activation of GTPase activity. NCBI's taxonomy places the organism in Eukaryota, Metazoa, Annelida, Clitellata, Rhynchobdellida, Glossiphoniidae. The coding region runs from base 1 to 1929 and encodes 642 amino acids. Gene Ontology annotation, molecular function: guanyl-nucleotide exchange factor activity.
AUGACCGAACUGGAAUGGACCGAAACUUCGAGAAAGUUCGUCACGUCGGAUAUAUCCGGUUCAGAAGACGGUGGCGACGAUUAUAAUAACAGUACCAGCGAGUUGCAACUCUACGGCGCAUCACUGAUUUCUGCCGGAGAGUUCCUAAUCCCUAAUUUUGAUUCUGGGAAUGAUGACAUUGGUGAAAAUCCGGGUGAUACAAAUAUUACUAGCGAUAGUAAAUACGAUGAUAACAAUAGUGUUAACCAAAAUAAGGAUGGUAACAGGCGAGCAACCAACGAAACAAACCAAUUCUUGAAAAAUAAUAACACACAGAAUGUCAGCAAUAACGAUAUCCACAAUAGCAUCAACAACAACAACAUUAACAACAACAACGAUACUCCUACUACUGCUAUUGCUAGUAGUAGUCGUAAUAAUAAUAAUAAUAAUAAUAAUAAUAAUAAUAAUAAUAAUAAUAAUAAUACUAAUAAUAAUAAUAAUAACGGUGAUGAUUGUGAUGUCGACGAUGACAAUGAGGAUGAAAAUCGGAGUAAUAGUUCUGGCUGUAGCUUGCAGACUGUUUUGAGCCAGGACACGCUGGCUAGCAAGAGUACAGUUGUCAGGAGAGCCGGCUUCUUGCUCGUCAAAAACUGGCUAGUACACCACAAGAAGAAACUCGAGUUAGCUCACAGAAGGUCGUGGAAGAAAUACUGGGUGAGUCUACGUGGUAACGUUUUGUGGUUCAGUGACGUCAAACAUGAAACUGCUACUGCUGCUGCUGCUGCUACUGCAACAGCUGAUGACAAUCAAGAUGGAAGGUUUGAUGCUCAGCCUUCCCAUAAAAUAGUGAUCGAGGCCUGCUUAGUGCAACCAAUGCCAGAACACCCAAGAAGAAACCACGUCUUCUCAUUGGCUACUGCAUUUGGAGACGUGUACUUAUUUCAAGGAGCGAAUGCCAAUGAUUCUGAACGCUGGCUGAACUCCAUGCAUUGCGCCUGUUCUGCCUCGCUAGCCAGACAACACGGACGCGAAAAUACGCUGAAACUGCUCAAAAACGAAAUACAAAGACUUGAAAACAACAUCGAACUAGAUAUAAAAAUGAGUAAGAUGGCCGACAACCACCUGGCGACAGUGGCCGACAUUCGGAGUCGACAGGCGAUCGAGAAGCAGAUCAACACCUGGAAGGACAACAUGGAGGCGUUCCACGUUGACCAGUUUCGUCUCAGGUGCUACAUGACGUCGUUGCUGGGGGCUGAACUGCCUAAUCCGAAACCACUGUUAGGCCUGAUGUUGAAGCAGACGAGAAAUAUGCUAUCCCGCCUAAAUGCCGUCACAGCUACGACUUUUUACGCAGCUGUCAGAUCUAGACAGCAGAUUAGCGGCAAAGGAACCGGCACAGCUGCUAGUGACGUCAUUUUUAGCAACGGUAGCUUGCAUAAGCAGUACUGUCCUUUGUCGAGUUUCAAAAUGGACGAUGGUCACGUGACUAAGGAUGUGUCUAAAAUUACUUCUCAAGACCAGCAACUGGAUAACCGUCAUUUCGUAGCUCCUCCCAUUUUUUCUACGUCAUCAAUCAUCAAGGUCAUGUUGACCAAUCAGGAGCACGUUAGCGUUGAGAUCAACGAUAAGACGACGGUUCGUGACGUCAUCGAAGCGGUUUGCAGCCGAAGUCGUCUGAAUCCAUCCGACCACUUUCUGAGAAUUCACGUUACCAAAGAUAUUUUUAAGGUUCCGGACAAAAUGGUCUUCGUUCAGUCGGAAAAUAACUACGACUUCAUAGAACUCUGCCAGAAGUUAAUCUUCCAAGUAACCCUGACGCGGACUGAGACGGAGAGAGACCUAGGCCUGAAGGUCGAGGCCGAACUGGCAGACGAUGUUGACCUGGAAGAUGAACUGUGCUUGUUUGUCAGUGAAAUCGUCAAGGGCGGCCUAGCCCAUAGUGGGGGUUAG